AUGUCUUCAACAUACACACAGCAAAUCUCACUGCAAUCCCUCUCCUUCUGCAUUGUCUUCAAUACCAUGAACUUCAAUAAUACUGGGCCUCUCACCUUGUAUUGUCUCAAGUCAGAGUUUAUGGAGCUCUGGUACACAUGUGAGCCACAGAGCAAGGUGGUUUGGAGCCAAAGGGAUUUGGAGGAGGUCAUACCUCUUUGGGGAAUUGUUGAACUGGUUCAGGAGGAUGAAUAUGAUACCUGGGCAGAAGACAUUGCUUCUGAGUAUGAGGCCUGGGUCAAGAUCAAAGUUACAUAUCCUGUUGUCAGAGAUCAGGAUCAGAAGUCCACCAAUGCAGACAUAUCAGUUGUGGUGGCAGAAUACCAUCAGGCAGUUCCAAGUAGCAUUUCCCCACCAAUUGUUCCUCUGGAAAGUCAAGUUUCCAGUGCUGGUACCCUGGGCACAGCAAGCAAUAUACAUGUCAAUGUUCAACCUGAUGUUGAGCACAUCACAGUUGAGCUGCAUGACGGGAUAGAUGAAGCCAACCCCCAGAACCAUUGCCCAUGUUCUCCUGCCACAUCUGCUAUUGUGGUCGCAGCUACUGAUGUCCCACUCACAAUCAAUUGGAUUUUGCCUCUUGCUGAAGAUACACUUGUUGCAACCUCAAACAUAGUGAACUGCACAGAAAGCCAUGCUGCUCUGCUUAUCAGGCAUACUGCUCAACUCGAAAGUGUCAAAGAUGUUCUUGAUGUUGACCUAAGUGACUCAGAUAACAAACUGUGCGAUACUGGGAUAGUGGAUGAUGUGCAAGAGACAUGUGAUGGCACGAGAUCAUUGCCUACCAAUGACAGCAAUGUGACUUUAGAUGCACCAGUGAUUCCUGCCAGUGGAGUUCACAAUUUGGAAGGAGAUGUUCAUAUGAUAUUUCUCAAUGCUGUCCCUGAUUCAGAGCAUGACACCUUGAAUUAUGUGAAUAGCCAGCUUAGAUUGAUGAGUGGAUGGCAAGAUCAUCCUGAUAAUGAUGCUUAUUGUUGGACAAGGCAAGAGAAGAUAUGGAACAUUAUCAGAUAUCCAGAUGUUCCAGGAAAUAUAGCUGGUUAG
Messenger RNA from Dacryopinax primogenitus, 1080 nucleotides. RefSeq lists its product as uncharacterized. The transcript is spliced from 9 exons. The record is from RefSeq and is a predicted model, not a curated record. The coding region runs from base 1 to 1080 and encodes 359 amino acids. Lineage: Eukaryota; Fungi; Basidiomycota; Dacrymycetes; Dacrymycetales; Dacrymycetaceae.